AUGGCUCGCAACCGCAGGCGAGAUCGCCGCUCAGCUUUAUCGCUGCAACGUGUUGCCACCCUCUCGCUCGUGGCGUUGAGUGCCACUCUUCCUACCGUCCACGCCGCCACCCAGCCCAAGGAUUCUGGAGCCGCCGUUCCUCAACCCAGUCUCAACCCGACUGCUUCGAUCGCGCAGGCAGUCUCGCGCACACGCAGGCCAUGGUUCAGCGCCGCCAAGGAUCGUGUCGUUGACUCGGUCUCGCGUUUCCUCUCGCACGCACUCCCCGAUCCCCGCUAUUUCUCUUACGACCUGGACCAAUUCGACGAAGAUCAGAUGCCGUACGAUGACGGCCUUCCUCUCGACUCUGGCAGCAUCCUCGACGGGCCUGGCCUCAACUGGGGCGGCAGCACCCUCGAAGUGGUCCGCUCCCAGGCCAUCUUCCUUACCCGCUCGGCUGCUUUCGGUCCACGCGUGACGGACGACCUGGGCCUCAAGGGCUUCCUCCUUCCCAUCUCGGAUUUCUACAAGGUUCCCAAGGACGCGGCAUUUUUCACAUCGGACGCAAGCGGCGAUCCAAUCCACGCAUGCCCGUACAAGGGUGGUCCCGGAUCCAAACGCGACGUCCUGCACCACAAGUACGAAGACGAGGACGACCGCCGGCUCUACUCGGCAUUCUAUCCCGACUCGCAGGCGCAAGCUCCUUUCACCUGGACGCACGAAGCAGAAGGAGGCCCGGAAGGAUUGCCCAAGCCACCGCGCAACUGGAUCGCGCUCGUCCAGCGCGGAGGCGGGUGUGGGUUUGCCGACAAGGUGCGGGUGGCGCAGGAGCUCGGCGCGAUCGCGGUGGUCGUUGGCGACGCUCCCAGCCCCAGCUGGCACGGCGGCCGCUCGGGCGAUCCCAAUGAGGAGGGCGAUCCGGGCCUCAGCGGCAAGCGACUCAUCACCAUGUUUGCUCCGGGCGACACGAGCGACGUGCACAUCCCGUCGACGUUUGUUACGCGACCCAGCUACCUUGAUCUGGAACGGCUCAUUCAGGAGACGGAGAAGGACCAAGACGACUGGCAGAGGCAGCAUCCUUCGCAGCACGGCCCUAAAAGUGCUCCUGCCACGCGCGGUCUCGAGAUCGUCAUCAGCAAGGACGACCUGGUGUGGGAGUGGCCGCUGAUCGAUUUCGGCAUUCUGUUACUGCUGCUGCCGAGCUUCAUGACGGUGAUCACCAUCAUUGUGCACCGCAUCCGCAUGGUGCGGCAGAGACGCAAGGAGCGUGCGCCCGAGCUGGUGGUGCUCGGUCUGCCCUGUCUCAUCUGGAGGGGCAAUGGACAGCCGUGGGAGAAGGUUGAAGGUGCCGAUGUGGACCCUGGUCCGGGCAACGGUGGAAGCGACGAUGCCGCGACCUCACGGCCGUUUGCUGCAGAUGAUCUCGAGUCUGGCCGGGCGGGAGAGACGAUUCCGCUGCUGGCGGAGGACGAGAAUGGUGCUGGGCCGUCGCAGCGCACGGCGGCGGUGGAGACGCGGCCGGUGAAUCCGGCCUCGGUGCUGCCGCCGGGACGCACGUACUUUAGCACGGACGAGUGUGCGAUUUGCCUGUGCGACUUUGUCGACGGCGACCGCGUGCGUGUGCUGCCCUGCGGACACAUCUUCCACCGCCAGGAGGUGGACGACUGGCUGGUGCGCGUCAAGAAGCUCUGUCCCAUUUGCAAGCGCGACAUCACUGUGCCCAUCCCACCUGCCCCUCCCGUGGGUGUAGCCACCGCUGUCAGCUCACCUGCUGCUGCUGAUGAAGCGGUGGCGGAGGCAACCGAGGCCGCGGCGCCGGAGAAUCCGGCGGAUGAGAGCAUCGAUUUGAGCCAGCACCUCGCACAGGACCAUGGCCACGACCAGCCCUCCAACGGACGCCAGGUCUAG
Moesziomyces aphidis is the source of this 1887-nucleotide messenger RNA. Lineage: Eukaryota; Fungi; Basidiomycota; Ustilaginomycetes; Ustilaginales; Ustilaginaceae. The record is from the annotation of a GenBank genome assembly.